Molecule: messenger RNA, 1059 nt
Organism: Lachancea lanzarotensis
Lineage: Eukaryota; Fungi; Ascomycota; Saccharomycetes; Saccharomycetales; Saccharomycetaceae
Product: LALA0S01e05072g1_1
Exons: 2
Coding region: 1-1059 (352 amino acids)
Biological process (GO): mRNA splicing, via spliceosome
Cellular component (GO): nuclear speck
Molecular function (GO): RNA binding
Source: RefSeq, a predicted model, not a curated record
AUGGCAAUUGGAUCCACACUACAUGUUAGUGGCUUUCCACGAGGAGUGAGAACCAGAGAUCUUGCUCCAGACUUCGAAAGCGUUGGCAGGGUUGUAAGAAUAGAAAUGCCUCCGGCAAGAUCAGAAUUUGGCAGACCAUACGCUUUCGUGGAAUACGAAACCCCAGAAGAAGCGCAGGAUGCAAUUCAUCAGUUAAACCAAAGGCCAUUGUCGUUUGACCCACAAGCUAUAAUUACAGUUCAAGUAGCUCGCUCAGAGGCUCGUCCGUCACGGUUUUCAAGGACAUCAGAUCGUGAAAACAGAUAUGGGGAGUCCUUCAGGGGAGAGUCUCGUCGUCUGCCGAACGAGUAUCCAAGAGGACCCAAAAGUUUCGGACAGGACGAAGAAAGAGAUGAUCAGUAUGAGCCUGAAGAAAAUUACAGAGAACGACCAUCGCGCGACGAUUUUCGUCGUCGAAGACCUGGUGCGGAUGAAAUGCACUACGGUAAUACCAGAGGCUCCUAUGGCAGCUACGGCGGCGGCGGCGGCCAUCGUGGACCGAGAAGCAGCUAUCAAAGGCCAGAAUACGCUAUGCUCAAACGCGAGCUGUCGCCUGCAAGAGUACGUGCAGCUGAUGGACCUGCUCCAUACCAAGACGUUUUGCACAAUAAUGCAGCGGCCUUGAAAAAACCUAGGUACGAGGGUGCUUCUGAGAAGCGGACGGUGCAAGAACAAAGCCGUUCCAAUCUUGACGUUGACAUGUAUGGAGAUGAAAAAUCACACUCGGAAAAUGCCCAAAAAGCGGAGGCACCGGCUAGCGAGAAUUCAACAGGCUUACCACCCCCUCCGGCGCCAACAGACUUGCCCAAGCCACAAGAUUCUGUUGCAGAAACCGCUAUGGGCUCUACAGCAUCUAGCGCAAAUCAGGAAGCGACUUCCAGUGGUUCUGGCGAAACACCAGCAAACGACUCCACCGAAAAUUCAAAACCUUUGUUGCACCAAACACCAGCAACUGAAAUCACCGAGAAUUCAAACUCUGUGUCGGACCAAGCACCCACAAAUGACACCAUCAAGAACUAA